This is a messenger RNA of Amaranthus tricolor (Joseph's coat), 723 nucleotides long. Its product is annotated as 60S ribosomal protein L5, mitochondrial-like. The transcript has a single exon. Bases 1 to 561 code for a protein of 186 amino acids. Gene Ontology annotation, cellular component: cytosolic large ribosomal subunit; ribosome. Gene Ontology annotation, biological process: translation. NCBI's taxonomy places the organism in Eukaryota, Viridiplantae, Streptophyta, Magnoliopsida, Caryophyllales, Amaranthaceae. Gene Ontology annotation, molecular function: RNA binding; structural constituent of ribosome. The record is from RefSeq and is a predicted model, not a curated record.
AUGUUUCCCCUCCAUUUUCAUUACGAAGAUGUUUCACGUCAAGAUCCGUUGCUCAAACCGAAUCACGCCAACGUUAUGGACGUUCCUGGAUUGUGUGAAAUAAGAGUAGUACCAAAGGCAGCACCCUCUGAUUUCAUAAUCAAAAAUGGAAAAUUGGCUAUGGAGAUUCCGUGCGGUCAGAAAUUGAUACGGACACACAGGGGUUCGGUAGGAAAGUCGUUUCGAUCCAAUCCAUUCUUGGGGUCAAAUAAAGACAAAGGAUAUGUCAAUGACCUAGCACGACAAAGCACUCUCCGAGGACCUGGAAUGUUUCAUUUUUUGGUCAGAAUCUCGACAGUAAUGUCUCUCUUAGAUUCUCUGGUGGAAAUACGGGAAAACUCCAUUCAAUUCUCGAUGGAAACGGAGUUUUGCGAAUUCUCCCCGGAACUAGAAGAUCAUUUUGAGAUCUUCGAACAUAUUCGAGGGUUCAAUGUAACUAUUGUCACUUCAGCCAACACACAAGAUGAGACUUUACUACCGUGGAGCGGCUUUUUGCAAAAAGAUGAGGGAGAAACUCAGUAAGAUGUCGGAAAAUCGAAAUGAGGAAAGACAAUAAAGUGCUUUGUUUCGUUGGAAAAAUCAACGCAAAUACAAAUCUCAAAUUGACUUUCUAAAACCUACUUCUAUAGAUAGAAAAGGUUGGAAAGAGUUACUUUUAGAAUUCCCUCCCUUUAUACUUUUCUA